This is a messenger RNA of Amaranthus tricolor (Joseph's coat), 788 nucleotides long. RefSeq names its product precursor of CEP9. The record is from RefSeq and is a predicted model, not a curated record. Bases 39 to 701 code for a protein of 220 amino acids. The transcript is spliced from 2 exons. Gene Ontology annotation, molecular function: hormone activity. Gene Ontology annotation, biological process: regulation of leaf morphogenesis; root development; nitrate import. Lineage: Eukaryota; Viridiplantae; Streptophyta; Magnoliopsida; Caryophyllales; Amaranthaceae. Gene Ontology annotation, cellular component: extracellular region.
CCCAUCAUCUAAAAUUCUUGGAAAACAUUUCUGUAAGCAUGGCCAUAGUUGAAUGCAUGAUUAAAUUUCUAUUUCUAUGUAUUUUAUUCAUCUGCCAAAUACUUUUUAGUGAAGGGAGGCACCUAAGUUCAUUAGUCCAAGUAGUAAUGAUCAACUCUGACAAGAUUUCUUCUCAAAAAGCCAAUUAUAGAAAGCUUAGGACACAACUUUCAUACAAAUCUGACCAUAUUAAAAGAUCACCCACAAAAACUAGUUCAGAAAUAACCCCCGACGAUUCCAAACCUAUUAAGCCAACACAAUCUUUCAUGAGCGACACAAAGAAAUGGUCACAAAACAAGCCGACUAAAAACACUAAGAUGUCGAAUACCUUAGAAACAUCAGUAGAUGAUUUCCGACAUACUACACCAGGUCGUAGCCCUGGUGCAGGACAUGAAGGAGAAGACAAGAGAUACUCUAGCCUCAAAUCUACAAAAUUACAUAACAUUUUUCCCACUUCACAAGCUCCUACCUCAUCAUUUAGCUAUUCAACACUCGGAAUUACCAACGAUUUUCGACCUACCUCACCGGGUAGUAGCCCUGGUGCCGGGCAUUCAGAAACAAACCAAAUUGCAGGAGGCCUAGAUGAUUACCGGCCUACUAGCCCUGGUCACAGUCCAGGAGCAGGGCAUGCUAGUUUCACUAUCCAAGAGCCAAAGUCAUAAACUACUACACUGUCCAUGAAAUUAUAAUGAUAUGUACCAUUUUUACUCAUAGCUCUGCUUUUUAAAGUUAAUGAUCCGUAGAAAUAC